Messenger RNA from Ipomoea triloba (trilobed morning glory), 2605 nucleotides. Its product is annotated as beta-1,3-galactosyltransferase GALT1. Gene Ontology annotation, cellular component: Golgi membrane. The transcript is spliced from 8 exons. Lineage: Eukaryota; Viridiplantae; Streptophyta; Magnoliopsida; Solanales; Convolvulaceae. The record is from RefSeq and is a predicted model, not a curated record. Gene Ontology annotation, molecular function: galactosyltransferase activity; carbohydrate binding. Bases 242 to 2131 code for a protein of 629 amino acids.
CAAAUCCCGAAUGAAACCAAGUGCUUCAGUUUUAUUUGAGCGAAGACUUGAAGUCCAGUCCAAGCAAUCUGAAUACGAAUAUCGUCUCUCUCUCUCUCUCUUCUCUGUCUCUCUCUGGACAAUUUCCUCCCCCAUUGGCAAAAAGGUGCUGUUCUUGUACUAAUGAUUCUACAGAUCCACCAAAUCUGGAGUUAUUAAGUUAGAAUUUAAAUGGUUGGAUGCUUCUAGGUAUUGAAUAGAAAUGAAGAAAUGGUAUGGUGGUGUAUUAACUACAUCCUUGUUGAUGUUCAUACUUCUUGGGUAUUAUGUAAUGAGAAACCCCUUCAAGGAAAAAUACUUCACCAACACUCUAUAUUUUAAUACGACAAAUCCUCUAGAGUGGAUCAGUGCUAUGGCUCCACCUGCUGCUAACAGUCCAAAAAAUACUUCUCAAGUGAUCUCUGCUGAUGCAUUAGUCGCUGAUCUUUUUUAUCAGAGAAAUCUUUCAACUGCAGAGCAACAAUCUUUGCUUACAUGGAACCAAUUGAAAAACUUAAUUAGUCAGGAUCAAGUCUUACCUAAUGCUUUGGAGGCUGUUAAGGAAGCUGGUGCUGCAUGGAAUAACCUUAUGAGCUCAGUGGAAAUGGAAAAACUUUAUGCAAAUGACAGUUCAUAUAAGAGAGGAAAGGAGAAACAGUGUCCUCAUUUUCUACGCAAAACAAAUGUCACAGAACUUGCUGGUAAGGAAUUUAAGUUACGGUUUCCUUGUGGCCUCACUCAGGGUUCUUCAAUCACAUUUAUUGGCAUUCCAAAGGGUCUUCUUGGUAAUUUUCGAAUAGAUUUAACCGGUGAACCACUUCCGGGUGAACCAGAUCCUCCUAUAAUUUUGCAUUACAAUGUUAGGCUGCACGGCGAUAAAGUAACUGAGGAUCCUGUAAUUGUUCAAAAUACCUGGACCGUAGCACAUGAUUGGGGUGAAGAGGAGCGCUGUCCAUCUCCUGCUCCUGAAAAAAAUAAUAAAGUGGAUGACUUGGAUCAAUGCAAUGAGAUGGUCGGUAAAAUCAUGUCUGACAAGCAUAUCAAUGUAUCUACAACAUCUUCAAUGGUUCAGGAUGGAUCUAAACAUAAAAAAUAUUUUCCUUUCAAGCAAGGGCAGCUCUCUGUUGCAACACUGAGAGUGGGCUCUGAAGGAAUACAAAUGACAGUUGAUGGUAGACACAUAACGUCAUUUGCUUUUCGUGAAACUCUGGAGCCGUGGCUUGUUAGUGAAGAGAGGAUUUCAGGAGAUAUUGAUUUAAUAUCUGUUGUUGCAAGUGGGUUACCCACGUCUGAAGAUAUUGAUCAUAUGAUUGACUUAGAAUCUCUAAAGGCAGCUCCACUUUCUCCAAAAAAACAUCUGGAUCUCUUUAUUGGUGUGUUUUCUACUACAAAUAAUUUUAAACGGAGAAUGGCAGUUCGAAGAACGUGGAUGCAGUAUGAUGCAGUGCGGUCUGGACAAGUAGCAGUUCGUUUUUUUGUUGGAAUGCAUAAAAACCAGAUGGUGAAUGAGGAACUCUGGAAUGAGGCUAGGACAUAUGGAGACAUUCAGUUGGUGCCAUUUGUUGACUACUACAGUCUAAUCACAUGGAAGACCAUUGCCAUAUGCAUGUUUGGGACGGAGAUUGUUCAAGCAAAAUUUGUCAUGAAGACAGAUGAUGAUGCUUUUGUUCGUGUUGAUGAAGUGCUGGCUUCCUUACAAAGGAUUGGUGUGACUCGUGGGUUGCUUUAUGGCCUUAUCAACUCAGACUCCCAUCCUCAUCGGAAUUCUGAUAGCAAGUGGUACAUUAGUGUUGAGGAAUGGCCUGAUGAUGCUUACCCUCCUUGGGCACACGGACCUGGUUAUGUUGUGUCAAGCGAUAUAGCAAAAGCCAUCAGCAAGAGGCACAAAAAAGGCGAUCUGAAGAUGUUUAAGCUGGAAGAUGUUGCUAUGGGCAUCUGGAUUGCAGAACUGAAGAAGAAAGGUCUGGAUGUUAGAUAUGAAAAUGAAGAGAGGAUUUUUAAUGAAGGGUGCAAGGAUGGUUAUAUUGUUGCCCACUACCAAGAUCCUAGAGAGAUGUUGUGCUUAUGGCAGAAGCUACAAGAGAAAAAAAGACCUUUAUGCUGUGGCGAUUAACCCAUAACAUUCAAGGUUUCAACAGAGAUCUACUGAACAUAGGUAUAAAGGAAAACAAAACAAGAGCAUCAACUAUGAAAUGGGUAGAAUCCUGGGUGGAAACAAGUUUAGCAGGUCCUCGAGAACUUCUUCAAAUAUUCCAUGCUGUUGUAGAAUUAUGAGCGUUUCGGUAUAGGGAAUAUUUGUUAGGUUAAGGAGGGAUGGGAGUAGUUCAUAUGUUAUGGGAGCUGAUGAGGUGAGGCUUUACACGUAUAGAGGAAUUUGAGUAGAGAAGGGCAGAGUCUGCCUGACUUGUGUAGAUGGCCAGGGGCUGGGCUAUACAGCAGAAGAUCAGUUAUCCUAUGUCUAUAACUCAUAGCAUAGAGUUCCAAUUUUGAGUUAGGUUCGCAUAUAUUAAAAGCUUCGUAUUCUUUUGUCCUUAAAUGGUGCUAACGAUGUUCAUUAAGAAGCAUUAAACUAGUUCUAAUUUCAGCA